GACAGAUAGCAAUGAAGUUAAACCUAUAACAGAUUUUACAGAUGACAUUUCGAUUUCGAAUGGAGCUGUCUUUGCAAACGAAGAUAACAUGUUCUUUUCGAAUAUUACUUGCACUAACUUCGUUAAUAAUGUCACUUUAAAUAGUGAAGAUGGAGAGAAAGGCAACCAAGAAUACGGAAUGCUAAUUCCAGGCGAAUAUGAUAAUAAGAUAUCAACUUAUUCUAUCGAUUAUAAUAGAACUAUUGAUAAAGCGUUAUUUGGUAAUUAUAGUACUCAAGGGGAUUUAUUUCUUAAUACGGAAGAUUAUGUGACAUCUGCGCCGUUACUUCCGGAUACCGAUGAAUGGCCAUUGAAGAAAGCGCAAUCUAACGUAGAAAACUCGCAUGCUCUAUUAAUGGCCAUUAAACCACUGUCCUCGGAAAUGGAAAAAUUGCUAAACGCAGUCAAGUUAGUUAAUCGGAGUCUCAGCGAUGUGCAAAACAGACUGUGCGAUAAAAAAAACGUCAGAUCGACGAGGAGUAAAGAUAGAAUUGGGGAAGAGUUUCUCAAAUCAGGCAACGUUGAGAGACGUAAAUUGCCUCAUUCGAGAUUUAAUAGAAAUCUGAAGUCUUUGGCGAAAAAUUAUAAGACGCGAGUAAAACCAAUGCGACAGUAUAUCGAAUCCGGAUUGAAAAAAAUGAAACGUACAACGCCUUUUUUAAGAUCGUCGCGUCUGAUUAAAAAUAACGUAUUAAGCAAAAAUAAUUUUGUAGGUGGUCGUGGUGCACAAAAUUAUCAGAUAACCAGAUCAAUAAUUUCGCCGAACAAAGCGCCCACUUUAGAUAUAGACACGAAAAAAGAUAGUUCAGCACAUUUCUUCUCGAACGACAAACGAGAUCUAACGCGACGCAAUAUGAAGAGAGCAAUGUCGAGCACAAUAUCUAAUUCUGAUAAAGAGAAAGAAAUUUCUCCCACUGAUUCGCAAUUUUACAAGGAAGCAACGGCUUAUCACGAUAUACUUAAAUUGUUGGACAAGACUGAGAAACCUCACAUAGAAUACACAACCGCUGUGUGGGCCACUCAAAAUCUAACAGAGUCGUUGCCAUCGCUGAUCUUUAGAACCACAGAAUUUUCUGCGUUAACGUUCUUGCCGUACUUUACCGAAGCACCAACACUUACAGCUUCAAGUAUAAUCGCAGAAAAAAAAGAAAUUUCCGAAGUGACCGAAUCAUCUUUGUAUGAGUAUGUAACAGUUACUGAUUUUGCGUACAGCGAGGCCUACAAACGAAAUUAUACGGGGCUGUAUAAUGAUUACGAGAAAGAUUUAACUUCUAAAAUUUCGGAAAUUAUAUCGUUGACGCAAUCGCCGGUAACGUUGAACGCUUUUACAAUCACAAUGCCAACUACGUUACCAUUAUUUUACACGACAGAAUUAACAAUUCUUCCGAUUGACGAAGCAGUUUUAACCACUGAGAUUUCCACUACAAUUUCAAUGGUAGAAAAUUUUACAACCGAAUCUGUCAUGUUGUUAACUCCAUUUUUAGAAGGU
Molecule: messenger RNA, 1528 nt
Organism: Solenopsis invicta (red fire ant)
Lineage: Eukaryota; Metazoa; Arthropoda; Insecta; Hymenoptera; Formicidae
Exons: 1
Source: RefSeq, a predicted model, not a curated record